This is a messenger RNA of Phanerochaete carnosa HHB-10118-sp, 1487 nucleotides long. RefSeq lists its product as uncharacterized. The coding region runs from base 136 to 1245 and encodes 369 amino acids. The record is from RefSeq and is a predicted model, not a curated record. The transcript is spliced from 6 exons. NCBI's taxonomy places the organism in Eukaryota, Fungi, Basidiomycota, Agaricomycetes, Polyporales, Phanerochaetaceae.
CGUACUUCAACGUUUUCGGCUGUGGCGUCCUCGGGCGUUAAGACGAUCGUUCAGCCCAAAUCGGCCAAGCCGCUGUUCGGAAGUGGAGAUAUGGGCGACGAAUAAUAAUUUGCACCAGUCUCUCCUAUCGCAACCAUGAAGUCCACUCACAAAGUGUACCCUGCAGUCGCCACCUAUCAAGAAUGUCUCAAUUUGCUCGGUCAUGGGAGACCUCUUUGGCAACACCCGGAGAACGAAAUGAGUAUUGGUGACGUCGGCGACAUGUCCUGUAUAGGUAUAUUUCGCCCCCUCUUCAACUUCACUCUCCCCCGUGACCAUCCUGUCAAUCGGUACUACGGUGUUCCAGCCAAUUUCGAGGUUCUUGAGCUGGGUCUGUCCGACAUACAGCGGUCCGAGAGCCAUCUUGAACAAGGGGCUAUUCUCGCCUCUCCAGGAGUCGAUGAAACGAAACCGGGGCUAGGCGCAGAGAACAUCGUGACCAUCGGUGCCCGGCGCCCAGAUCGUUCGUUCGCGUGCACCAAGGACGCCGGUGCAGUCCUCCUCCUCCCAGAAGGUGCCGCCCGCGUCGAGUUGACCGACCGAGCCCAGCACCGCAUCCACGAUUACUGUGUCAAGCACAUUGGAAGCUGGGCGGCGUAUCUGCGCGAGGGCAGAGAGCGACUGAUGCCUGAGCUUGUCCAGCAUCUGCUCGUCGUAACUGGCGUCGUCAAGUCUUCCACCUGGGCAAAGGGAGUCUAUGCGAAGAAUCCUCCGCCAGAUCCUGAGCGCGAGCACCUCUGGACACUGCUCCCUACCUGCCUGCAAAGGACUCGCCUCGGUCCAAUAGUUGCGGAACGCGCAGUUCCGUGCGGUCCAGGUACUUACGGGCCGUUCCCGCGCGAUAGCUGUGUUUUCAUCCUGGAGUCUCGUUUCAAGAUACGCCGGAGUCUACGCGACGUAUGCAUCUCUCGCAUAAAAGGCCCCGGUUCGCCACGGAACGUCGACUUCCUUAUGACAGGCGGAUGGGAAAGCAAUUGCCACGAUGCUGUCCAAGAGAUCCUCAAUUAUAUCCUCAAAUACUCGUCUGCUAAGAUUGCGGUCGCUGGGACUCGCGAUCUACGCGCAUUGGUGCCCUGUAUGCCGACACCUCCAUCGCCUGAUAGUUUCGUGAAAUACCUGAAGAAGCUACGCCCCAAGAUUAUAGUUAACGAUGCGAAGGUUGGGUCGUUGGACAUUGAGAGUUUGAGUGAUCCUGCCGAGAAAUAGUCUCCCUCGGUAUUCUUAGCGCAAACGUCUUCAAGCUCGUUUAUUGGAUUUUCUGAUUCAAAAUUUCACCUUGAGAAGUCAGAGGACAUAUCUUCUCGAAUGCGGUUGUGCAGUACAGUUUGGUAGCGCUCUUAGGGGGGAGUCGGUACCACCCAAAUUGAUGGUCAAUCUUUCGCACUGCGCCAACUUUUGGUCGUUCUACCUCAGCAUCAGCCUGUUUUCAGCUCUCAUUAGUGUCGACC